CAGCAAGGCCAGUCACUCAUUGCAUGGUGACUGUUCACCAUCACAUCUCCCAGCCAAACACUUACUGAACUUCCUCAAAGCGUCCAUCGCUGCUCUAAACCUCUGCCAUGCAUGAACUCUCCCCCUACCUGAUUCAAAACCAGUGACGCGAGAUCUACCCCUUCCCAGCAUCAUGGCACAAGAUCAAACCCCGGAAGGGGUCUUCUCCUUCCUUGACACUGAUCUGUACAAGCUGACCAUGCAAUGUGCGGUCCUCAAGUACUUUCCCUCUGUUAAGGUGGAAUACAAAUUCACCAACCGAACGCCCCAAAUGCGCCUGAACAAAACCGCAUUCAAUUGGUUAAAGACACAAAUCGAAAAGCUAGGCAACAUUAGACUGACGCAGCAAGAGUUGGAGUUUCUGAGGUCCAGCUGUCCCUUCCUCCGCGAUGACUACCUCAAUUAUCUGCAAUUCUUUAGACUCAGGCCCGCAGAGCAGAUCAAGCUCACCUUUCAACCCGUCGAUGAAGAAUUUGGGGAUCUGGACGUUGUGAUCACAGGGCUUUGGGUAGAGACAAUUCUGUAUGAGAUUCCUAUACUUGCCUUGACCAGUGAGGCAUAUUUUCGCUUUGUUGAGACCGAUUGGGAUCAUCAAGGACAAGAAGAGAAAGCGUAUCAAAAGGGGGUUCGUCUGCUGCAAGGAGGCUGCCUGGUCUCUGAGUUUGGGUCUCGCAGACGCAGAGACUUUCACACCCAGGACUUGGUCGUACAAGGAUUGGUCAGAUCUUCCAAGGAAAAAGAUCUGCCUGGUAAGCUGACUGGCACGAGCAAUGUCUACUUCGCAAUGAAGCAUCGAAUUGCCCCCGUUGGGACGGUCGCCCACGAGUGGUUCAUGGGCAUAGCUGCACUCACCGGUGACUAUGAAAAUGCAAACCUGAAAGGACUCCAUUACUGGCUUGAGUGUUAUGGUGCAGGGGUCCUGGGCAUCGCAUUGACAGACACAUUUGGGACGUCAGACUUUUUCAAAGCGUUCAACAAACCCAUCCCAACCACAACUUCUGCCUCGGGUGAGCUCAUAAGUGAUCAUGUGGAAUCUUCAGAUGGAUCCAAAGGGUCCACUUUUGCAGAAGUCUUUACCGGCAUCCGACAAGACUCGGGCGAUCCCAAAGAUUAUGUGAAGCAGGCGAGUGAAUUUUAUGACUCCGUAGGCAUCAAGGGAAAGACGAUAGUGUUUUCCGACGCACUGGAUGUGGAGAAAUGUCUGGAAUACAAGCAGGUGGCAGAGUCUUAUGGCUUCAAGGCAUCUUUCGGAGUGGGCACCUUCUUCACCAAUGAUUUCACGCUCAAGUCAGAUGGCCAGACCAAAUCCAAGCCGUUGAAUAUUGUCAUCAAACUGUCCGAGGCCGGUGGCAAACCUGCCAUCAAGAUAUCAGACAACAUUGGCAAAAAUACAGGUCAUGCAGAGACAGUCGAGGAAGUCAAAAAACGACUCGGAUACACGGAGAAACAAUGGGGUGACGGCAAUGAAGCACAACGAUGGUAAAGCGAGGAAGGAAAUGUCGCAGCCUUGUGGCAGCAGGUCAACCUGAAGUGGGCGCUACCGAAUGAGUGUCAGUUGGUGAAUGUGGAGACUCGAGUGGGCGACAUCAACUGUGGCUGUGAAUGAAAUGCUAGACAGAGCGGAAAGCAUUUAUUAUUGGAGCCUGCAUCACAUAUUGCAGAUUGGAUAGAGACUAGAUGAUGAUCUUCACGAUGUUGAUGAUGACUUGCUAGAUAGUCUGAUUGCCUGGAACGAGUGGCCAAGGCAAGGCG
Messenger RNA from Exophiala mesophila, 1791 nucleotides. RefSeq names its product nicotinate phosphoribosyltransferase. The record is from RefSeq and is a predicted model, not a curated record. The coding region runs from base 173 to 1522 and encodes 449 amino acids. The transcript has a single exon. Gene Ontology annotation, biological process: NAD+ biosynthetic process. Gene Ontology annotation, molecular function: nicotinate phosphoribosyltransferase activity. Lineage: Eukaryota; Fungi; Ascomycota; Eurotiomycetes; Chaetothyriales; Herpotrichiellaceae.